ACAACAAUGGGAGCUCCAAAAAAUACGGCACUAAUUCCAUACGUAGUGUUGUUGGGUUUGGUGGGUUUUGUAGGGUUUGGAAGCUCAACGUUAGAGCAGGAUAAAGCGGAGUGUGGAGAGAAACUGGUCGGGCUCGCCACGUGUCUGAAUUUUGUUGGCGGACAAGCGAGUAGCCCUACGUCAGAUUGUUGUCGUGGACUGAAGACGGUGGUGGAAAAGAGCACAAAAUGUCUUUGUGUGCUCGUCAAAGACAGAGAUGACCCAGAACUUGAUAUCAAGUUCAAUGUGACCCGUGCCUUGCAACUUCCUUCUACUUGUCAUGUUCCCCUAAACCUAACUGCCUGUGUUGAUCUUCUGGGUUUAGCACCCAACUCCACAGAUGCAAAGGUGUUUGAAGACUUUGCAAAAAGCCUCGGAAAUGGAACUAGCACUUCUGCUUCUCCAGCUGCCCGUACUGAUGGAAAUUCUACAAGUCACGGAAAUACAGCUGCCAAAGGGGAAAGAGAUGGAAUCAUAAUAAGGUUUUAG
Messenger RNA from Morus notabilis, 528 nucleotides. Its product is annotated as protein YLS3. Bases 7 to 528 code for a protein of 173 amino acids. Lineage: Eukaryota; Viridiplantae; Streptophyta; Magnoliopsida; Rosales; Moraceae. Gene Ontology annotation, molecular function: lipid binding. The transcript is spliced from 3 exons. Gene Ontology annotation, biological process: lipid transport. The record is from RefSeq and is a predicted model, not a curated record.